AUGGCUACUACUACUCUGAUUCGUCAUCGAGAAGAAGAAGUUCAGGAAUGUGUUAUUAAGUUGCAGACUAAAGCCAAGUCCGAGUUUGAGAAACAGGCCAGAGAAAUAAAAGAAGAAGUAGAAGAAAUGAAUGAAGAUCAAGUGGAAGAUUAUGUGCAUCACAAAUUCCAGAAUCUCAAUGCGAUGUUUCUUGAAAAUUCAAGGAUUGUAGAGGAAUUGGUUCUUAGUAAGAGGCCGAAGAAACCAGUUAGACACGCUGGACUAAUAUCGGAAGAAUACCAAAGGAUGUGGGAUGCUUAUCAGGAGGAACUCAAAAAUUACAAAAAAUUUGUUACCUGGAGUAUGAACUUGGUUAACCGACUCAUGACUUGGCUCUCCGAAUUGUUCAGUGAUGUUAUCGCGUUCGUGAAGAAUUUGUGGACCUGGAUCAAGUCCAAGAUUCAUAAUAUUUCUGAAAACGUUCGGGAAUUCGUAGAGAUGGUGGCGUCGAAGUUUAAUCAAUUGUAUAAUUAUCUCUUUGAACAAUAG
This is a messenger RNA of Acaulospora morrowiae, 528 nucleotides long. Lineage: Eukaryota; Fungi; Glomeromycota; Glomeromycetes; Diversisporales; Acaulosporaceae. The record is from the annotation of a GenBank genome assembly.